Molecule: messenger RNA, 1103 nt
Organism: Hibiscus syriacus
Lineage: Eukaryota; Viridiplantae; Streptophyta; Magnoliopsida; Malvales; Malvaceae
Exons: 1
Coding region: 92-1084 (330 amino acids)
Source: RefSeq, a predicted model, not a curated record
UAAAAAACAAAAUCUCACCUUCCUUUUAAAAUAACAUAAUAAAUUCUGAAUUUUUUCCUCUCAAACUUUCUUUUUCUUCUACCAAAGAAAAAUGGAGAGCCAAACCACUGUAAACAAAGAAUCCAAAAAUCUAUCACCAUGCAGCAGUGGAAGAAGAAGCAGUACAAGCAGCCAUUCAAGUUCACCCGAAUUCGAGUUUUGGAUGGUCCGGAAUCCUUCAUUUCCUCCGCCUGAUCUUAUCUCCGCCGAUGAACUCUUCGUUAAUGGCGUUCUCCGUCCUCUCCAUCUCCUACCCAACAAUCAACCUGAAGAGAACCCACAGACCGAACAGAAUCCACCCGCAGCAGAACCAUCUGUACCCGACCCAGAGCCUAGCCCUCUUAUAGCAUCUGAGUCUGCUCCUGUCUUAUCAGUUUCGAAGCGGUGGAGAGAUAUUUUCAAGAAAGAAAAGGGCAAGAUAGGAGCCAAAAACCAACAAGACAAGGAUUCAGAGAAAGAGAGGAAGAAAGAAAAGAAGACUCAGAAUCAAAGCGGAGGGAGUCCGGCUGAGUUGAACAUAAAUAUCUGGCCUUUUUCAAGGAGUAGAUCCGCAUGUACGAGUAGGACCCGACCCAGAAUGACCGCCUCCGCGGCGGGUGCCCGGAAAGUAAGUAGCGCUCCAUGUUCUCGCAGCAACUCAGCCGGUGAAUCCAAAUCUAGAAAAUGGCCGAGUAGUCCCAGUAGGGCAGGGGUUCACUUGGGGCGAAGCAGCCCGGUUUGGCAGGUUCGUCGUAGUGGUUCCGCUGUUAAGAACUUCGAUGCUUUGGCUCGAACCGCUGACAAGGGUAGCGGUAAAAAGGAAGUUACCAAAACUCGUCGCGGUAAAACUGGUAACUGUGGCAACAAUAAUAACAAAGCCAAAGUUUUGAAUUUAAACGUGCCAAUGUGUAUGGGGUAUAAGCAUCAUUUGAAUUGUAGAAUGGACGAUAAUAGUGCCGCAGUUUCCGGUUACACUACCAACCGAAGUGGCGGCAGCGGCGGAAACGUUGGAAGCGGUAAUAAUUUUUUUAAUUUGCGAAGUCUUUUCACUAAAAAAGUUUAUUAAGUGUGUAAAUCAUUAUUAA